Messenger RNA from Gekko japonicus, 573 nucleotides. Its product is annotated as epididymal secretory protein 4-like. The record is from RefSeq and is a predicted model, not a curated record. The transcript is spliced from 6 exons. The coding region runs from base 1 to 573 and encodes 190 amino acids. Gene Ontology annotation, molecular function: small molecule binding. Lineage: Eukaryota; Metazoa; Chordata; Lepidosauria; Squamata; Gekkonidae.
AUGAAAACAACACUGUUGAUCAUCCUGUUGGCAUCCAUCUAUCUGCUCCAUGCAAGAGCUGACGUUACCGAUGUUCCUGUAUAUCCAGACUUUGAUGUCCAUAAGCUUGCUGGGAUAUGGUAUCCCAUUGCAGUUGUCUUGAAAAACAGGGAGCCAGUGAACACAAUCCCCAUCGAUAAUGUAGUGGAGCCUUCUGAUGCAGGAGAUUUGGUUCUCAAGAUGCGCUACAUUAAAGAUGGAGCAUGUCAGGUGACCGAUGUUAACGUGGUGCACACAGACCAAGCUGGUGUCUUCACAGUUCCUGCUACCAGUGAAACCGUACGCAUGGUGGAUGUAGAUUAUGAAAGCUACCACAUUGUACAUGUUGUGGUGAAAGAUAGCUAUAGCCUGUAUCUCUUAAGCAGAACACGAGAACCAUCAGAUGACGUGAAAACAAAAUUCAAGGAACUUGCUGAAACUCUGGGAUUUGAUGUGAACAAAAUAAUCUAUGAAAACCUAGCAGGGAAAUCAGAAUUUGGAGGAAUGUUUGUGGAAUGCACAACCAGUAUCAUUAGCAUCAAGGUCCUCCAGUGA